AUGGUCGUCUUAGCUGACUGGCGCAACUCAUCCGGCAUCGUAUCCAUAACUCUAUACCAUCCCGCUGACAUGUCGAAUACCAGCCCACCCACGAAUCGCUCUCCGACAAAACGACAUAUGCAUAAUUACUCUCUACCAUCGCCUAGUGCCUUGUGCACUAUUCCACGCCCUCCUGCUAGAUGCCAGUCUUCAUCAACCUUGACUGACUUUCGACAGGCAGUUUAUAUGCCUGAGGCUAAAAAGACUGUGAACCAGCAGGGCAGUCUGGUGGCGACCUCGGCUCCACCUCCGAGUCCUGCGAAAUUACGGACAACUGCAUCUGAUCCUUCCUUGCUGGACAGGAUCGGUUACAAUGACAAAUCACCAACUUCGCGGUAUUCUGGAUCAAACGUAUAUGUUGCGAGACAUGGUCGUUCGUUUUCUUCCUCCGCCAAUCUGGUGCUGGCUCCUUCAAAAUCUAUUUCAUUGUCCCGCAUUCCUUCCAAGAAGUCCACUUCAAAAAGGUUGUCUGAACUCCCUAUCACGGCUCUGCCAAUUCCUCUGCCUACGCCACCCGAAGAAGGACCCGAAGUUGUCUGGAAUAUCGAUCCUUUUGCUUCAACUCCUCGCGUAAUAGAAUCUCUCCCGCGAUCACAAUGGUCACCACUUUCUUCAAUUUCGUCCCUGGAGGAUUACCCACCUCCAAAGAAACUAAAAGGCUUCCUCGGCUUGCGCAGCAAUCACAAGAGUCAACCUAUAAAACACACAAAUACCCAGCGAGGGGAAGGCCUUGUUAUGAUGGGCAGCAAUGAUUUCCUGCCAACAGAAGACAUCUCAUCUACCCGGAGCUCAUCAGAAUGGCUUCUGUCAAGCCGCACACCUGUUCCCAAUAUUUCCAGCAAUUCCAAGGAUGUAACUGUAACAAGGCGUGUGGACGCUCAUGCCCAAGAUGUUGGCAAUGCUCUCAUCGAAACGAAAUCAACGCCUAUAUCAGUCGGGGUGUCAACUACAGCUCGCAGAACAGUCGACGGGAGUGUCGCUGACGGCGAGCUCUCAAUCAGGCAGUACCAUGCCCCUCCAACCCCGCCUCUGCUUUCUACCAGGACGGGACCACCUCCUCAGGCAUCGUCCAGAGUCGUUCAUUCCAGCUUUCAGACCAAGCCGCCUUCAGAUCAUUUGGCUUUCGCGUCAAUUCCAUUCAACAAGAAAUCACCACUCGUUUCGUCUCCUCGAAUGGCCAACACUAGCGGCCUUCCCCCUCCCCUGCUCCCUCCGCGAUCGACACGCCGGCCUCCGCCAGUGAAAAUCUCGACUUGGGUGCCAGAAAGAACUGAAACAACGCCAGACGAUCUAAACUUGAUAUUGGACAACUUGUCUAUGAUGUCUCCCAUAAUUUCGCCACUCCCGACACCCCCAUAUACCCCCAGUUCUUUCGGUACAUCUAGCGAGAAAUCAACGAUCCAUUCGCGGUCCUUAUCCACCGCUUCUUCACUCCUUAUAUCACCUAUGCCAACCCCUCCUUCUCUUUCCCCUUCGUCAUCCACCCCACCAUUCACACCAGCUCUGGAUAUUUUAGUCCUGGAUUCCAAGAUCGAACACGUCAUGGAAAGCCACUACGUGAAAGCUUCGUCGGAGACUCUCACUAGUGAAGCCCACUCGCCAAGUCAUUCCAAAGACCGGAAUUCGUUAUAUCAAGCCGAGUUUGCAUGGCAGGAAGAGCCACGUUCUCCGCCGUCUCGUCUUUCAUUCCAUGCUGGCGACGGUGUUGCAAACGACACAGAAGACGAGGAUGAAGAAGUGAAAUCCAUUUAUUCGAUCUAUUCUCAUUUUUCGUCGACGUACUCUUUUCGCAGUCGGACCCCAAGUGCCAGGCGAAAACGGGCCCCGCCUGUUCGCAGGAAUAACUCGAAAUUAGAGAGGCAUUCGAUGGCCACCAGCGUGGUAUCUGUCUAUUCGCAAGCCUCUUAUGCACCAGAGGAUAGGACCGAGUUACCCCCAGUACCCGUUGUGCCCUUGGUCUUGAAGGUAGACAAAGCACCGAGCGAGGAAGUUGCUCCCAAUGGCACAUCCUUCCCGCGUGCCAAAACAUCAAUGCUUUACACGGACGAUUGGCGUGCUCUACUCGCCGCGCGAAAGCUCGGGAGAAAACCUUCAAACAUUUCCAACAACACAUCAAACAUGUCCAUGGUGGAUGUUGUUCUUCCCAUAACCUCGCCGACCCCACAUAUCGACAAGGUCCCGUCCUCGGCCCUUGCUCCUAACCGUCGCCAACGAAGUAUCACUGCUCAUAGUGAUCCUCCCACCGAGACACCUAGCGUGGCUGUUUCUAAACACGGAAAGGGUCUGGGAGGCAUGCUCAGCCGUGUCAGCGGGCUGAAGCAGCGGUUGUCCUCUCUCACGUUGUACCGAGCCCCCUCAAUCAGCGCGCUGUCUAGCUCAGGUCAUCCUUACUCCAGUUCUUGCUUGAACAUUGACACUGCAGACCCCAAUGUCAUCUCCAUCACUCGCAACUCAUUUCUUUUACCUGGUAGACCGUGA
Mycena indigotica is the source of this 2517-nucleotide messenger RNA. RefSeq lists its product as uncharacterized. The coding region runs from base 1 to 2517 and encodes 838 amino acids. The transcript is spliced from 4 exons. The record is from RefSeq and is a predicted model, not a curated record. Lineage: Eukaryota; Fungi; Basidiomycota; Agaricomycetes; Agaricales; Mycenaceae.